AUGGCACAACGGCACCAUGACCACAAUGCACCUCUGUCGUUCAAACUUCUCAAACUCGAUAGCCAGCUAGAUUUUCUCUGCUGGGAGGAUGUCAAUGUCGUUGUUGAUGUCGCUACAACACCCAAGGAACCAGUUGCAUCAUGCGUUUCGGGGUACCGCCCAGACGAGGAUAGGCAGAGCUCUCGCCCCAGCAGCGACUACGUUCCUUACAAUAUCAACGAAAUAGAAGAGGUGCUUACUCGUUGUGAAAGUCAGGGUUGCGGGACUCGGGCCAUCAUCAUCGUCGACCUUAAUGAAUCUCAUUCCUGA
Messenger RNA from Desarmillaria tabescens, 309 nucleotides. RefSeq lists its product as uncharacterized. The coding region runs from base 1 to 309 and encodes 102 amino acids. Lineage: Eukaryota; Fungi; Basidiomycota; Agaricomycetes; Agaricales; Physalacriaceae. The record is from RefSeq and is a predicted model, not a curated record. The transcript has a single exon.